This is a messenger RNA of Sorex fumeus (smoky shrew), 3234 nucleotides long. RefSeq names its product abhydrolase domain containing 5, lysophosphatidic acid acyltransferase (gene ABHD5). The record is from RefSeq and is a predicted model, not a curated record. The transcript is spliced from 7 exons. Gene Ontology annotation, biological process: negative regulation of triglyceride storage; positive regulation of triglyceride catabolic process. Gene Ontology annotation, cellular component: lipid droplet. Bases 111 to 1160 code for a protein of 349 amino acids. NCBI's taxonomy places the organism in Eukaryota, Metazoa, Chordata, Mammalia, Eulipotyphla, Soricidae.
CAGCGCCGGCGGCGGCGGCCUUAAGGGAGGCGGCGGCGGCCCGGGACAGUCCAGUCGGCCUGUCAGCCGGCUCGGAGGCGGCCUCCGGCUUUCGCGCCGGCACGACGGCCAUGGCGGCGGAGGAGGAGAAGGUGGAUCCCGCCGACACCUGCGAGAGGUCAGGAUGGCUAACUGGUUGGCUUCCCACAUGGUGCCCUACAUCUACAUCACAUCUUAAAGAAGCCGAGGAGAAAAUUUUAAAAUGUGUUCCCUGCAUAUACAAAAAAGAACCUGUUUGUAUAUCUAAUGGAAAUAAAAUAUGGACACUGAAGUUCUCUCAUAAUGUUUCAAAUAAGACUCCUCUUGUCCUUCUCCAUGGUUUUGGAGGAGGUCUCGGAUUAUGGGCACUGAAUUUUGAAGAUCUUUGCACCAAUAGACCUGUCUAUGCUUUUGACCUUUUGGGCUUUGGACGAAGUAGUAGACCCAGGUUUGACAGUGACGCUGAAGAAGUAGAGAACCAAUUUGUAGAAUCCAUUGAAGAAUGGAGAUGUGCCCUAGGAUUGGACAAACUGAUCUUACUUGGACACAACCUAGGUGGGUUCUUGGCUGCUGCUUACGCACUGAAGUAUCCAUCAAGAGUUAAUCAUCUCAUUUUAGUGGAACCUUGGGGUUUUCCUGAGCGACCAGACCUUGCUGAUCAAGAGAGACCAAUUCCAGUUUGGAUCAGAGCCCUGGGUGCAGCAUUAACUCCUUUUAAUCCUUUAGCUGGCCUCAGGAUUGCAGGACCCUUUGGUUUAAGUCUAGUACAACGUUUAAGGCCUGAUUUUAAACGGAAGUAUUCUUCGAUGUUUGAAGAUGACACUGUGACAGAAUAUAUCUACCACUGUAAUGUACAGACUCCAAGUGGUGAGACAGCAUUCAAAAACAUGACUAUUCCUUAUGGAUGGGCAAAACGGCCAAUGCUCCAGCGAAUUGGUAAAAUGCACCCUGACAUUCCAGUUUCAGUCAUCUAUGGCGCCCGGUCCUGCAUAGAUGGUAACUCUGGCACCAGCAUCCAGUCACUGAGACCACAUUCAUAUGUGAAGACCAUAGCUAUUCUUGGUGCAGGGCAUUAUGUGUAUGCAGAUCAACCAGAAGACUUUAACCAGAAAGUAAAGGAGAUCUGUGACACUGUGGACUGAGCACAUUGAAGAUGAUGUGGGAAAACCUGCUGACCGAUGCAGUUCCUCAGCAAUCAUUCACAGUCACAAUGAAGAGCAUGGAACACAAUGAAAGAAGCAGGCAAUCUUCUUGACUGUUCUUUGCACUUGUUUUCUUUAUGAAGUCGCUUGCACUUUUAAACCAGUUAGUGCCUUCUAGAGGACUGGGUUUCCUUUCUCCUAUACAAAAUCAAAAUAUACAAGAGUCUCCAAAUCUAAUAGCUUUAAUAAAAGGUUAUUUGUCCUUCUGUUAUACUGAAAAACUGUAAUUUUUCAAUUGAAAUUUUUCAUCUCUAACUUUGCUAUGUCAGGCACUUUUUAUAUUGCCAAUUUUUAAAGUAAUUUCUGGAUCUGUUUUAUAUAAUGUAAAGGUGCACUUUAUUUUCUUCGCUUGUAUUUACCAUGUUUAAUAACUGGUAUAGGAAAUCAAAACUCAGUGUUUUAUGUAAAAAUUGUCAUUUUAGAAUAUUUCACUUCAUUUUUGAAAUGGAGUAAUUACAUUUUAGUGAAAAAAAAAUGGGAGUUGAUCACUAGCCGUACUUUUUCUGAUUUUCUUAUCUUCUUGAUUUAAGGCUUCAAAACCAUAUUUAACACUUUAAAUGUGAUUCAUCCUGACAUCUGCAACAACAUAACUGAAAUCUACAAUGUAUGGCAUAAUUCUGCAUUUUCAGGGACACAUGACACAAAUAUUUAAAUGAUUCAAGUACUGAAAAGUCUUUACACCCCCCACCUCAUUAAUACUGUUAUUUUCCCAUGAGCCAGACAGGAUGUAGCAAAAGGUACAUAUUUUCCCAAAGGUAAUAUCAAGAUUGUUACCUUCCAGGAGUUCACAUCCUCUGUCUUCAUCAGUAUCUAACUUGCAGAUGGGUGCUAAAUAUGGGCUAUAUUUGUACCACUCAAAUUUAUUUUGUAUUUAUACAAAAAUAGGGGUGCUUUUAUAUCCCACAGCACCAGGAAUGAACAAGCUUUUGGAUUUAUUGUUUUCUUUUGAAAGGGUUUGUAUUGACUUAAUAAAAUACAUACUUGAAGCUAUAUUACAAGAUUUCUGAAAAGUUGAUUGAACUAUGUAACAGUAACUACUGUAAAUUGUGGCACUUUCUUGCUUUUAUAAAAUGAGGGAAACUUUCUUAAACCUGUGGGAAAAACUCUAUAAGAUAACUGGCUGCUGGAGUAGGCCCAUUACAAGAGAAAACUGAAUAAGAUUAUUGUUAUCACCAAAAGACAUCUUUGCCUUAAGUUUUACUAAUGUUGCUUGCCUAAGAGAAAUAUGUUUAUAUAAAUAAGAACCCUGAACUAGAACAAAUAGUGGUUUAAUGGUUUUGACUGUUGCAUUUUUAAAGUGGUUAAUUAGGAAAUUUGUAGGAUUAGGAAUUAUAAAGUGUAUCACUAUUGAUUAGCUUCCAGAAAGACUGUAUGUUCUAUUUUUAGCACUAUCACUACUAUAAGAAUAAGGAGAAUAUAUGAAAAUAGAACAAAAAUCUUUUCAGUGAACUCCCUUGUUAGGUUAAUGCAGUAAUUACAAGAAAGUAAUAUGAGAUUUGUCAUUUGUCAGAUUUCUUAAGCCUACAAACAAAAGUAGGCCUUGAUUUUUACAUUAAAAUGUCUUCUUGAAUGGCUAAAUUCAAACUUACAAGAGGGAAGGUAAUUAGGGCAAUACGUGUUUGACUAUUCUCCAGUCCUUCUGAAUUAUCCUUUGCUAGUUGAGCGAGUUUUCACUUGAUUAGGAGGUUUUCUCCACAGGGAACAUAGUCCCAGUUCUUGCAGGGAUAUUAUAUAUUCUCCAGUGAAUGGCGGGUUUAUGGCCACAGAUGCACUAAAUGAGACAGGAAAAAAAAAAAAGAUUACCUGUGUCAAGUGGAACUUUUGUUUUCUACUUACUGAUUUUGCUUUAUUUUAAAAAUAUGCUAAUAACAUUUUUAAGGUGAACUUUUACCUUGGAGUGUGGAGUAUGAAAUUUUGUGGAAAUUGAGCCAGCAGAAAGGUCAAAAUCCUUGAAUUCUUGAAUAUCCCAUGAAUGAUGAGUGUUCUUAAAAAUAAAAUCUGUUACAGCACUUGA